GAAAGAAAUUUAAAUCCGAUUUACUAGUUCAGAAUGACUUGGUCCAAGUUUGGCAAACUAAUUGAAGACUUCCACACACUAACUUUAGAUACUGGAAAAGAAUAUUUUACUGUUCGUGGAAAAGUUACUCACAUAUUUAUCAAUAAGAACUUAAAUAACAAGUUUCGACAAAUAUCAUCUUUAACCUUGAGACCGGUUUCUCAUAGUUGUGGCACUCACGCUGUAAGCCUCCAAUUCGAAGGUGACUGGCAAGUUGUUGCUGGGUUCCUUCAAAAGGAGGAUGUCAUAUGCGUGUCUAAUCCUGUAGUUCAAGGGAGGGAAUAUGACUCGCUUGACGAAUAUCCAGUGCUCUUGGUAUUGAACAACUGCGAUCGGGAUGGAUCACAAGGACUAGGACUUUCUGUUUUAAAACAAGAUACUAGCUGGGAAGAGUUGAUUUUCAUUGAAAGCUGUGAAGUUCAUAAGCUAAAGGAUAGGCUAGUUUCUAAAGGAAAGGGUAAUGUUUCUACGGAAAACCAAACACUUUUCUUAAAAGCCUCUCAAUUGAGACAACUCAGUAAGCGUUAUCUACGAAAAGUAGAUAGGCCACUAGCCCGAAGUCGGAAAUAUUCAAAAUUGGCAGACCUCGGAGAGUUUGGUUUGAAGCACAGGAUUGUUAACGUAUAUGGUGUGGUAGCAGGCUUUCGUGCGCUAAGACCAACGAAAGGGAAGGAUUAUGUAUGUGAAACAACUCUCAUUGACCCCACUCAAUAUUCUGCUGGACAAGAAAUAACUCUGGUAUUGUUCUCAAAGUCGUUGUCCAAAACAAUCCCCGUCAAAAGUUUAGGUGAUAUUGUUAGGUUAAACAAUGUACUCACUCAGAAGCAUGGAAGCAAGUUGCAACUUGUAGUUACAUAUGAAGAAAGUUGUGUUGAACUUAUUGGUGGUGAUGUUGAUGAAGAUAUUGCAGUUGUUGCGUCAACAAGUUCUUCAGGACCAGAAUGGGAAGAUGAAGAUCUCCAUAUUGUGCGACAGUUGCGUGAAUGGGCACGGCUGCACUUCUCAAGUAUAGAAGGUUCCAAACCAUCACUUGUGGAAAAGGUUGAUUUCAGGAAUGUUUUCUGUUCUGUAGGCAAGGUGGACUUGGUCUGUCGCAUCGAGUCUGUUGUUGAAGAUAAGAUUGAUGCGGAAACAUAUUUGCUUGUGUGGGAUGGCGUUUCUUACCGAGAUGUAGAAUUCUCUCAAAGACAAUGUUUUCUCGUUGUUUUAUCAUGCGCAGCCAAACGGUCACAAUAUGUCUUUCAAUGUCCUUUAGUGGAGAAUAGUUGGAUAUUACUUAAAGAUAUUUGGAAACAAGUGCAAGAACCUAACAAUGAAAUAUGCAUAAUUUUUGAUAUCGAUAGAUCCAGCAGAACUUGUUCAACAAUGAUAUACUUGAAGGAGUGGAUGUAUCGAGUGCAACAAAAACUUGGAACUUAUCUUGUAUCCAGUUCUAUUGCGGGUGAACGGCUCAGACACAAGUUAGUAGACGAAGAGAAGAAAGAUAGUUUGACAGAGUUGAAUGAAUCCACAAAUGCACCAGUGAAUAGUGUAGCCCAUAUAAGAGCAAGUCCAAAAGCCUUUCAAUCUUCUCUUCUUCUUUCUGCAAAACUUGUGGGUUUCCGCCCGCGGGACAUAAGAGACUUUACAGUUCCGUGCUGUCGACAUUGUCAUAAGUAUAUUUUACAACCACAGGAAGUAGCAAGUCCAAAAUAAAAACUCCAUGAAGUUAGACAAUCAUGCCUAUGAAUUUCGCUAUUUGUUUUAUUUUAUCCUUAUGGACUCUUUGGGUGAAGAAAUUGAAGUUCUUGUCG
Messenger RNA from Galdieria sulphuraria, 1832 nucleotides. Its product is annotated as POT1-like telomere end-binding protein. Gene Ontology annotation, cellular component: nuclear telomere cap complex; chromosome, telomeric region. Gene Ontology annotation, molecular function: telomerase inhibitor activity; G-rich strand telomeric DNA binding. The transcript is spliced from 2 exons. The record is from RefSeq and is a predicted model, not a curated record. The coding region runs from base 34 to 1734 and encodes 566 amino acids. Gene Ontology annotation, biological process: telomere capping; regulation of telomere maintenance via telomerase. NCBI's taxonomy places the organism in Eukaryota, Rhodophyta, Bangiophyceae, Galdieriales, Galdieriaceae.